CUUCUUCCUUCUUUCAUAGUUACACUCAAGGUCCCCCCAAAGCUUCUUCACUUACUCCAAUGGCAGACUCGUCCGAUGUUCCACCGAAACAAACAACAGAUAACCAAAUAGGUAAGUACUACUACAAACACUUCAUGUUCAAACCUAUAGUUGUAGUAGUUUUCCUCGUUUUUCUCCAUCUUUUCCCCUCACAAGCUCCAGAGUUCCUCAACCAAACUCUGGGCAUCAAAAUCUGGGAAAUCCUCCAGCUCAUCUGCGUCGGCAUAGCCGUUUCUUACGGCCUGUUUAGCUGCAAAACUGAUGAAACAGCUAAAGAAAACGAUGGGUCAUCAGCAACAAAGACCGCGCUUGACAAUGCCCAAUCCUAUGUCUCUGGACUGCUUCAGGUUUCUUCUGUUUUUGAUGAUGAUGAAGAGGAAGAAUCUGAGGGGCCUUCUGUCGUUUUUGAUGAAAAAAUUGACAGAAGCAAUAAGAUAAUUGAUCAGACUUGGAGAAAUCAGUAUCAUAGAGGUCAACCAAGGGUAGUAAUGGCGGUGAACGAUAAAACUUCAAGAAUCGGUGAAAAGCCGCUUCUUUUGCCUGUUAGGAGCUUGAAAUCAAGAGUUGAAGUAGAAGAAGAAGAGACUCUGCAGGAAACAAAUGAUGGGGAAAAAAUGAAGAGCCGGACUUUGCCAUGGAGGUCAAGAUCUGCGGGAAGAACAAUGGAGGACCCAGAAUUUAAUAAGCAGCCAGAACAGACAAAAUCUUUUAGGUCCCAAUCAUUGACAAGACCAUCCUCUCCUUCUCCAAAUAAGCUUAAACCUUCUCCUCCCCCCUCUACUGAUGAGGAGAUAGCGAGAAAGAAGAAGAUUCCCCCUCCUCCUCCCCCUCCUAAGUCUUCAUCCAUGAAAUCCAGCUCAACUGAGAACAAGAACGAGGAACCUCCAAGAAGAUCAUAUUCAGGGAGGAAAACCCAAGAAAUUUAUGUUAAUGAUGAAGAAAAUGCAGAAGAAGAAGAGCAAGAAGGUGUUGUUUCUUCAAGAAUUGAAGAGGAUGGUCAUGGGGUAGUUGGAAGAGAUGAUCAUGGUGUUGGAAAGAAUUGCGGUGAUGAUAAUAACAAUAGUGAUACUGAUAACAGUGGGGAUGAAGAAGCACCAGAUGUUGAUAAGAAAGCUGAUGAGUUUAUAGCUAGAUUUAGAGAGCAGAUCAGGCUGCAGAGGAUUGACUCUAUUAGGCGAUCUACUUCGGCCGGCCAUGGCGAGUCUGCUAACAAAACCACAUUGUAAAGGGGGGAUGAUUUCAUCAUAUCUGUUUUUAUAUAUCAUUAUUUUGAAUUCCUUUAUCAUUCCAGUUAAUUGUCAUGCUUUAAGAUUAUAGGGACUACUCUACUGCUGUAUGGGGGCUUAUGGUAUACCAACUAAUGUCUUAAGUCUGAUCGUGUGUAUUAUCUACUACAUACAUUAAACUGAUCUGC
Messenger RNA from Cuscuta europaea, 1453 nucleotides. The record is from the annotation of a GenBank genome assembly. Lineage: Eukaryota; Viridiplantae; Streptophyta; Magnoliopsida; Solanales; Convolvulaceae.